Diversispora eburnea is the source of this 267-nucleotide messenger RNA. The record is from the annotation of a GenBank genome assembly. Lineage: Eukaryota; Fungi; Glomeromycota; Glomeromycetes; Diversisporales; Diversisporaceae.
AUGAAUAAUGAUAAUAUACCUGAGGAGUUGACUGAACUUGAGACAAAUAUCUCAAGUGAUAGCUCCCAAGAAGAAGAGGAAGUAAACCAGAAUGAAACUUUAUGGACAGAUGCAACCGUAACCACUGAUUCUCAUCGAGUUUAUCGAUCCUAUUCAAAUGCACCAAUUGUGCAUGAUGAAUUAUUUGACGUGAAGAUUACUAUAAUGUCCAAUAUCUUUGAAAAGAGCGGAUCUGGUUACUUUAUUCAAACUUUGAUAUGCGAUUAG